This is a messenger RNA of Striga asiatica, 1632 nucleotides long. NCBI's taxonomy places the organism in Eukaryota, Viridiplantae, Streptophyta, Magnoliopsida, Lamiales, Orobanchaceae. The record is from the annotation of a GenBank genome assembly.
GCUUGCUUUUUAAUGAAUAUAAUAAUCCAAAAUUAAGAACAAUAAUCAAACUGGUCCUCCCCCUUUCACUGUUCAAGUGGCAAAAAGGUUAUCUUUUUUCUCAGUAAAACAACAAAUUCAACGGGUUUUAGUGGCGACACAGAAAGUAGAGCAAUCAUUUGAUUUUCAGAAAAAAAGAAUUCAAAGAGCCAAGAGUGUUUAAUUCAAAAGGGAAUGAAACUUGAAAAAAUUCUUCAUAUUCUCUUUACAUACAACAGUCAAAAACAAAACGUGCCUUUCUUCAGUUCUUCUUCAACCUCACAAUAUCCCACCAAGAAAAACAAAUUGGCCCAUUUAAAAAUUUUAGUCAUUUUGUUUUUUCAUCAGGGUUUUAGUCAAGAUUUGUACCAAUUUGUGUUGUAGUUUGGAAGACGAAGGAUAAUUUAUGUUCUGGAAGGCUAAGCCAACAAUUAGAGACAGUGAGCUCAAAGGGAAAGAUGCAAUUUCCCCGUGAGCCAGCCAAUUACGACGAGGUUUCUAUGCAGCAAAGUAUGUUUUUUUCUGAUAGUUUGAAGGACUUGAAAAAUCUUAGGAAACAGCUCUACUCAGCUGCCGAGUACUUUGAGUUGUCUUACAGUAAUGAUGACCAACAGCAUGUAAUGGUGAACACAUUGAAAGAUUAUGCUAUUAAAGCUCUUGUUAAUACAGUUGACCAUUUGGGUUCUGUCACUUAUAAAGUCAACGACAUGUUAGAUGAGAAGGUUGAUGAAGUUUCGAUAACCGAGCUUCGAGUGUCUUGCAUCCAGCAGAGACUGCGAACGUGCCAAGAGUAUGUCGAUCGCGAAGGUCUCUCUCAGCAGUUAUUGGUGAUAAACACUCCACAUUACCACAAACGAUACAUCUUGCCAAUUGGAGAAACUAUGCAUGGGGCUGUUCGCACAAAAUCAAGAUACCGGGGGUGCAGCUUAGACGAUGGAGACGAGUGGCAUCAAUUCAAGAACUCUAUUCGAGCCACUAUACGUGAAACUCCACCACCAUCUAUACUACUAGCAAUUCGAAUACUCGNCUUACCCUUCCCUAGAUUCGCCAAAAACGGGAACUUCUCAUUCUCUAACAACAUGCCGAAUAAGGAUUCAGAAAAGAGAGCAACCUCACCAAAUCAGUUCCCAAUUGUGCGUUCUGUUUCACAUUCAACUAAGCUAACAACUCCAAAAAGCUCAAAUUCGAGCACCCAAAAUGCUUCAUUUGGAAGACAAUCGUAUGUAUCUGAAUCUCGAAAAUCAGCUUCCAUACGGGUUCGUUUUGGGAAGGAAAGUUCGAGUGAAAACGAGCAAUAUCCAAACAAAAGCAAACAUCUGCUCAAAUCUUUACUCAGUCGACGCAAGUCGAAGAAAGAUGAUACUUUAUAUACUUAUUUGGAUGAAUAUUAGUGAAUAUUAUUGGGGGCAUAUUUUUUCUUCACCAUAUUUUACCACAAAUGUAAUUUAUUAGAAACAUGCUAAUUGAUAUUGAUUGGAGAAUGGAACAAUUACUUUCUAUAGAAGUUCAGUCUGUUAACAAAAAAACUCAAAUUAUCUUUUGAAAAUUUGCAAGUAGCUCCUUAAGAUUGUCGAACAAUAUAGAGGUUUGUAAUUUGGGAAAUGCCAUUUUCUU